AGCUGCUGCUCCAAGGACGGAAUCUGUGGUUAUGGACCUGAUAUUUGCGGUGCGGGUUGUACAAGCAACUGCGAUGCAAAGGCGAUGUGUGGUGUCUAUUCAGAAGGUGGUAGCAUCUCGUGCGGCAUGAACAUUUGCUGCAGCUCUGGGGGCUGGUGUGGCACUGAGGAGACUCACUGUAUCGGACCCAACAAAUUCUCUCUAUGCCAGGAAGGCUUCGGAGCCUGUGAGAUCAUUCGGCCCAAGACCUGCGGUGAAGACUCGGGCACGUCCAACGGCAGGACCAUCGCGUACUACCAGGCUUCCAACGUACGCAACCGAGCCUGUAACCGUGUCUCGCCCGCCAACAUCAAGUCGGAUGGGUACUCACACCUGUACUUCGCCUUUGCCUCCAUCGAUCCGGCAACCUUCGCCGUGGUUCCCAGUGACGAUCAGGACAUCCCGCUUAUGAAGGAGUUCACCGCUCUCAAGUCGUCUACGCUGCAGACUUGGAUUGCUGUCGGCGGUUACGAUUUCAGCAACAUCGGCUCGACGCAUACCACUUGGAGCGACCUCUGCGCGAGCCCUGCCGCAAGGGGCGCCUUUAUCCAGUCCGCUGGCCAGUACAUGGACACCUACGGGUUCCAGGGGAUCGAUUUGGACUGGGAGUAUCCCGGUGACGAGACCCGUGGCGGCAAGCGCGCCGAUAUUGAGAAUUUCGUCUCCUUGGUAAAGGAGAUGCGUGAGGUCUUCGGCACCAAGUAUGGUAUCAGCUUGACCCUUGCCCCCGACUACUGGUACCUGCGUUGGUUCGAUGCCAAGGCUAUGGAACCAUAUGUGGACUGGUUCGGCUUCAUGUCGUACGACCUUCAUGGGUCGUGGGACUCUGAUGUCAAGACCCUGACCACGAUUGUGCGCGGCCAGGCUGAUAUCCGCGAGAUUAAGAACGAUACGCUACCCCUAUGGUAUGCUGGUUUGGAUCCAGGCAAGAUCAACUUUGGCGUCGCCUGGUACGGUCGUGGGUAUACGCUUUCUGACGUUACCUGCACUACCCUCGGGUGCCCCUUUCAAGGUCCCAGCAAUCCCGGCAAGUGCACCAACGGAGCCGGCGUGCUCUCACUCUUCGAGAUUGAGCAGAUGCAGAAGGAAAAGGGCAUCGAGGGUCGUCUCCUCGAAGGCGCCAUGAUGAAAGAACUCGUCUGGGACGACCAGUGGAUUGGCUAUGACGACGCUGAGACGGUGGCAAUGAAGAAGAAAGUCGCCAACGAUCUCUGUUUUGGCGGCACAAUGGCCUGGAGCAUCGACUUCAUCUCC
This is a messenger RNA of Truncatella angustata, 1293 nucleotides long. RefSeq names its product glycoside hydrolase superfamily. NCBI's taxonomy places the organism in Eukaryota, Fungi, Ascomycota, Sordariomycetes, Amphisphaeriales, Sporocadaceae. The transcript has 3 exons. The record is from RefSeq and is a predicted model, not a curated record. Gene Ontology annotation, molecular function: chitin binding. Gene Ontology annotation, biological process: carbohydrate metabolic process. The annotation marks the transcript as partial.